UGCAGGGGAAGUGGAGAGUCAGCAUGGCUGGACGAGUAUUAGCCAAAUUUGUGUUCUCUUCUUUUACUGCUGUUUUGUUCUCCCUGUUGCUCUCUGCUAUACAGUGUUCAGGGCUGAUUUGUGGACACUUUGAAUAUCCCUUACAUAAUCGAUGCUGCAAGGAGUGUGCUCCUGGUGAGGGAAUGAGAAACCGCUGCUCGCCAUCAUCCGAAACUGAAUGCAUCCCCUGCCAAGAUGGAUACUAUAACUCAAAGCAUAACUACUAUCCGUGCACAAUCUGCACCGUCUGUGACACAGAUAGGGGAAGCAUGGAGGUGAAGAAGUGUGAUAAAAUCUCAGAUACAGUUUGCGUGUGCAUGAAGGGUUACACCCCAUACGACAGCGGAUCGUCAGAGGAAUCUCCAUCAGGAAGAGAAUGCUUCCCUUGUCCUGAUGGGCAUUUUUCCGAUGGAAACAACGACAGAUGCCGGCCCUGGACCAACUGCACCGCGUAUGGCAAAAAGACUCUCAGAGCUGGGACAAGAAUAGAAGAUGCCAUCUGCGAUGACCAGGACAAACAGGCCACCACACUCCAAACAUCCACCUUAUACCUUUCUAUCAUCAGCCGCAGAAGCAAUGGAUCUACUACAGCACUCACCCCCUUCACGUCCAGAGACACCCUUUCCACCACUCCCGUUAAAAAGGAGACUAACUGGGGGUCUUUAUCGCUCAUUUUGAUUUGCUUAACAUUGCUCAUGGUAUCUGGAAUGUCCAUCCUCCUCUUGAUUAUCCAGACGACCAAAAAGGAGAAGCCAAAGAGGCCUCCUGUGAAUGGACAACUUGAUGGAAGGAGCUUUCGAAUUCCUAUCCAAGAAGAGCAAAUCGACUCCAAUUCCAGCCUCAUCAAAAACUGAUUCCCUGUUUUACUACAGUGCACUGUCAUCUGAGCCAAACAGUAGGAACCUAGCAAUGCAACCGGGGCGGCAAGCUGCGGGGGACGGCCUGCCAGUCGCUGUGAGGGCAGCA
This is a messenger RNA of Mauremys reevesii (Reeves's turtle), 1005 nucleotides long. It is a transcript of the gene TNFRSF4, whose product is annotated as TNF receptor superfamily member 4. The transcript is spliced from 7 exons. Gene Ontology annotation, biological process: inflammatory response. The coding region runs from base 24 to 893 and encodes 289 amino acids. The record is from RefSeq and is a predicted model, not a curated record. NCBI's taxonomy places the organism in Eukaryota, Metazoa, Chordata, Testudines, Geoemydidae. Gene Ontology annotation, molecular function: tumor necrosis factor receptor activity; protein binding.